Molecule: messenger RNA, 786 nt
Organism: Olea europaea var. sylvestris
Lineage: Eukaryota; Viridiplantae; Streptophyta; Magnoliopsida; Lamiales; Oleaceae
Exons: 1
Coding region: 1-786 (261 amino acids)
Source: RefSeq, a predicted model, not a curated record
AUGAAACAACAAAAUAUCAAUGAUGCAAUUGCUAAGAAAAGGUUACUAGAAGUUCAUCAAUAUUUGGCUAGAUGGGUAUACGAAGCCAGAAUUCCUUUUAAUGCCAUUGAUAACGAUAGUUUUAAAAAAUUUGUUGAAGCUCUUGGUCAAUAUGGUCUGGGUUACACCCCUCCUUCACAAUACCAAUUAAGGGAGCCACUUUUGAAGGGAGAGGUGGAGAGAACAAAAGAAACUCUUAAGAAGCAAAAAGAAGAAUGGAAAAAUAAUGGGUGUUCUAUUAUGACCGAUGCUUGGAGUGAUAGCAAAAGAAGAAGUAUCAUGAAUUUGUGUGUGAAUUAUAAAUUGGGAACCACAUUUCUUUCUUCAAAGGAAACUAAUGAUGAUGCUCACACCGAUGAAUACAUCUUUGAAUAUGUCAAUGAAUGUAUUAAAGAGGUUGGAGAGGAAAAUGUGGUUCAAAUUGUAACCGACAAUGCUUCCAAUAACGUGUCCGCCGCGAAUUUGUUAUCAAUGGAAAGGCCUAACAUCUUUUGGACAUCUUGUGCUACUCAUACCUUGAACCUUAUGCUCGAGGGUAUCUCUAAACUUCCUAUCUUCAAAGGAGUGAUUAGGAAGGCAAAAUCAUUUACUAUUUUCAUCUAUGCACAUCAUAAGACUUUCGCACUAAGGAGGAAGUUCACAAAAAGGGAGAUAGUUCGGCCGGGAGUCACUAGAUUUGCUACAUCUUUCUUAACAUUACAAAGUUUGCUCGAUAAAAACACAAGAGUUGAGAAAUAUGAUGACUAG